CUUCAGAUGCAAACUCAAAUUACUGGUUGUAGCUCAGAACAGAGCAGAGAAGUAAUCUCAGGUUGAAAACAAAAUGGAGUCAUUAGCCAGAGCACUCUUUCUUGCACUGCUGCUCUGCUCCAAUGCCCAAAGCCAAAUGAAUGUAACAUCUGCAGACUGUGCUGCUGUGGAAACGGAUGCAGGAGUGGCCCUGGACUUGAUCAAUAAGCACCGCACGGACGGCUAUCUUUUUAGUCUGUUUCGGGUGGCUGAUGCCCAUGAGCAACAUACCGGGAAUUCGUCAUUCCUGUACUUAACUUUGGAUGUACUGGAAACUAUGUGCUCUGUUUUAUCUGGGAAACACUGGGAAUCUUGUACAUUUCCCAAUCUCUAUUCAUUGGUCUUUGGGCAAUGUAAAGUUAUCAUGUAUACAAACAAAGAGUUCAAGAAAAAUUGGCUCUAUGGGUACAACUGCACUACGAGUUCAGUUCCUUACAAGUUAACCGAGUGCAAACACUGCUCGGUACGAGUUGAAUUCUUAGAAGACGUUGAGGCAUACAGAGGGGAAGCUGAGCGAGCCUUGGUGAAAUACAAUGAUGAGAGUAACCACACUAAGUACUUCAAGGUGGAUAAAGUGGAAAAAGCAAUAAGACUGACUGCAGAUCGUCAAGAACAUAGCAUCGAAUUCAGCAUAAAAGAGACCAGAUGUUCCAAGUCCACAUCCCAUGUGAAUGUAUCUGAAUGUGAUUUUCUAGAUGACGCACAUGUUCAUGUGGGAUUCUGUCAAGCAAGCCUGUUGGUCACCACAGAAGGUCUUGAUGCCAUCGAUAUAUCCUGUGAAAUCUAUGACACCCUGCCUGGCAGACACCUCUUCCUCCACCACCACUGCCACUUCUACAGGCCUGGAUGCAGACAUCCCCCUGCAGGUCCAUCACAGAGACGUCAUCAUAAACACCAUCAUUCUGGCCAUGGACAUCAUCACAGACAAGUACACCAACCUAGAUGCCCGCCACCUCCAGGUGGUAGUCAGAUUCACUCAGAAGGACCUGAGCUUCACCACAAUUCCUCUGAAGAAGGACCUGGAUGCAGACAUCCCCCUGCAGGUCCAUCACAGAGACGUCAUCAUAAACACCAUCAUUCUGGCCAUGGACAUCAUCACAGACAUGUAUGCCGACCUAGAUCCCCACCACCUCCAGAUGGUAGUCAGAUCCACUCAGAAGGACCUGAGCUUCAUCACAAUUCCCCUGAAGAAGAAGGGCAUCACCAACACAGCUCCAGAGGACUACCUCCUCCACUACCUUCCCAUGGACCACAUGCACUUCCACCAGCUCCAGGUGAAGUGACUCCCCCUCCUGUAGGUCCCUAUUUUCCUCCUCCACCACAUGACACAUCACUUCAUCUGCCCCUGGAGGUCCCUCCUCAUGCCAAGGAGAGGCACUCAAAAGAACAUGUUUUCUCCCCCAUACCAGGAUCUGUCCAUCGCAUUCCAGUCUUAAAUGAGCAAGAUUCCCUCCUGCCUCCCAUCAUAAACUUUCCUGAGCAUUCAACAAGGCCCCAUGAUCCAUUAGGCAGAGACCAGGAGUCCUCCUUGCUUGACAGAAGUCCAAAUAAGAAGCCAUCUCCUCUAGAUUUUCCACUGCACCUUUCACAAUCAGCAUCUUGCCCAGGAAAACCCAAGUAUGAUAAACCCCUGCUUUUGUCUUUAUUUCCGCCUCGACUUUCCAAGUAAAUGGCUUUACCCUUAACUGACAGGAUUAUUCUGAUCCCUUAGUUGCUGUAAACUGACAUAGCCCUAAUGAGAUGCUGUACUUUUUUUCUGUCUACAAAUAGGUGGCUUAGGGUGCCCACAUUUCCAAGUCUCAAAAUGGAACAACCUGAAAAGUGUUGGGGAGCAGGAGGGGAUUACCUAAGUGCUUCCUUUUCAAAGGUCCUCCUGAAGCAUUAUGCCCCCUUUCCUCCCCUCUCUAGCAUACCCAGCUGACUCCAGGCUCCUUUCUCAGUGGUACACAGUGGAGCAUGAGAGGGCAGAAGCAUUUUGAAGUGAUCCAAAUGAGGGCACAGGGCAGGGGAACAGCUGCACAUCUGAAUAGGUGCUUCUACACGUUAUUAAUGUGAAGCAACUUGCGCUGGAGUUUAUU
Molecule: messenger RNA, 2117 nt
Organism: Gavialis gangeticus (Gharial)
Lineage: Eukaryota; Metazoa; Chordata; Crocodylia; Gavialidae
Gene: HRG
Product: histidine rich glycoprotein
Exons: 7
Coding region: 74-1708 (544 amino acids)
Biological process (GO): heme transport; negative regulation of endopeptidase activity; regulation of platelet activation
Cellular component (GO): endolysosome; blood microparticle; extracellular region
Molecular function (GO): serine-type endopeptidase inhibitor activity; heparin binding; cysteine-type endopeptidase inhibitor activity
Source: RefSeq, a predicted model, not a curated record